Vitis vinifera (wine grape) is the source of this 690-nucleotide messenger RNA. Its product is annotated as signal peptide peptidase-like 4. Gene Ontology annotation, biological process: membrane protein proteolysis. Lineage: Eukaryota; Viridiplantae; Streptophyta; Magnoliopsida; Vitales; Vitaceae. The transcript is spliced from 2 exons. Gene Ontology annotation, cellular component: lysosomal membrane; cytoplasmic side of endoplasmic reticulum membrane; lumenal side of endoplasmic reticulum membrane. The record is from RefSeq and is a predicted model, not a curated record. Gene Ontology annotation, molecular function: aspartic endopeptidase activity, intramembrane cleaving. Bases 1 to 690 code for a protein of 229 amino acids.
AUGGCGAUGGAGACGAUGCCGGAAGUGGCGCCUCAGAGCACAACCCCGGAACGGCGUCAGAGGCCACCCCUGCAGCGCGCCUCCAUGGCGCUCCAACACCCUUCCAUGGCGCUCCAGCGCCCUUCAAUGGUGCUUCAGUGCACCAUCAAUGGCACUGAUGCGCGCUCCGAUGCCUCUGGGAGGCUAUAUCCUCCAAAGCGUCCACUUGUUGACAUAGCUGAGGUGUUUUUGCGGCUCAUGGCAUCUGGUACCAUUUUAUCUGCAUCUUACUGGUCUGCAUGGAGUGCCAGAGAAGCAGCUAAUGAGCAGGACAAGCUAUUAAAGGAUGCUUCAGAUGAGUUUCUAAGUACAGAGGGCACUGGUUCUAGUGGUAUGGCGGAUAUCAACACGACAUCAGCAGUUCUUUUUGUUGUGAUCGCUUCAUGUUUCUUGGUUAUGCUUUAUAAAUUUAUUUCAUUCUGGUUUGUUGAGGUUCUGGUGGUUCUGUUUCGCAUUGGUGGGGUAGAGGGCCUUCAGACUUGCUUGGUGGCUUUGUUAUCUUGUUUCAGAUGGUUUGAACAAGCUGCAGAAUCAUUUGUUAAGGUGCCAUUCUUUGGAGCCGUCUCAUAUCUGACUUUGGCUAUGUCUCCAUUCUGCAUAGCAUUUGCUAUUGUUUGGGCAGUUUUUUUUCGCCGCAUCAACUUAGCUUAG